This is a messenger RNA of Trypanosoma grayi, 13296 nucleotides long. Its product is annotated as putative ubiquitin-protein ligase. NCBI's taxonomy places the organism in Eukaryota, Euglenozoa, Kinetoplastea, Trypanosomatida, Trypanosomatidae. The record is from RefSeq and is a predicted model, not a curated record. Gene Ontology annotation, cellular component: cytoplasm. Bases 1 to 13296 code for a protein of 4431 amino acids. The transcript has a single exon. Gene Ontology annotation, molecular function: ubiquitin-protein transferase activity; protein binding.
AUGGACGACCUCAGUUCGCAGUACCUUCUCAUGGCAAAUGGGCCUCAGGGCCAGCUGCACGACCCAGCAGCAGUGGUGAGUUUUGUGGAUCAGAUGCAGCUGGUGUUAGAGCGCAGCUCGGCGCCGCGGAAGAACUUCUUGCUGGACCCCACAACUCAGCGUGGCGAUGUAAUCAUCACGGAAGCCACCGCUAUGAAGCCUGGAAACGGCUGGAUCACUCUUCAGGUGACGGAGGGCAUCCGGCGCGGUGUGCACGAGUGGUGCGUGAAGAUUGAGCAUCAGGGCGAGACAACGGAUGGCAGCGGCCUAAUGCUUGGCAUCGUGCCAAAGAGCUUCGCCAAGUAUGACUCUUUCAUUUCGCAGGGCGGUGGGUGGUGCCUGAGCCGUGCGGGGAAGUUCUACGGCCACUGGCGGCGGCAGGACACCAACGCAAGCGUCGUCUUCGGCACCGGUGACCGCGUCACCUUUACUCUCGACUACGAGGCGGCACGCAUGACGGUGCGUGUUGGCGACAAAUCCGUUGUUGGGGAGAUCAGCAACCUUGCGCCGGAGGUAUAUCCUGCCGUCUCCCUCCACUACCGUCACCAGUUUAUCCGUUUCGAGUACCACAAGGUUCACGACCGGCACGCUAAGAAGUUGAAAUGGAUCGAGCGUCUCGCGUUUCCGCACGCUGCCGUGUACCUGCCGCUGACAGCAAAGCAGUUGGAAAAUGUACCGCUGGACUCGUACGUCUUUAGUCCGAUAUUUUCGGAGCGAGAAGGACAAGUGACGCGGCGGAAGCGACGAUGUGGAUCGGCUUCUGUUCAUGCUGUUCAUGCUGUUCCUGCUGCCGCCGCUACGACCGCUACUACCACUACUGGUACUGCUGCUACUACUGCUAAUAAUAAUACUGUAGUUUUGUCUGCUGACUUGGAUGAGGUUGAUGGUGUUGUACAGGAAUAUGAAACGCCGCGUGCGGCGAGUGCACGGCUAAUGGUUGUGUUUCGGGCCGCUCAGGCAGUGCGGCGGUAUUGCAGUGGCAGCGUCACACCCACCGACGCAUUUCUUGCCAGGAACGUUACAGCAGAAAUGCUGCGCAAACAGUGGCACGCACUGGCGAGCCGUGAUGCAAAUCCUAAUCAUGGCGGAAUGGAUGCUGCAUUAAACUGUGGCGCAUUGGUUCUUGUUCAUAUGUUCUCGCAUGCCAGCACUGGUGCAACAGAUGCCACAUUGUUGCCGCUUGUGUGCAGUCUGCAGGAAUAUCUUCGUGGGAUUGCACUCUUUAGCCUCGGGGAGUCUUCGGGAGCUCCGCAUCAUGUUGGAACUUCACUCUCGCCCGAAGUGGUACGUCUGGCGAUAGACAAUGUGGCGGCGCUCCUUGAGCGGGCUCACACAAACAACAAAAGUCAUGGUGAUCUUGGUGGCAACAGCAGUGGAGGUCGUGUUGGCACAGAUAGCACCAUGACUCAUGCUUUAUCGGAGCUGCUUGUUUUACUCUCACUGCAGUGUGGUUCUGUGAGUGAGGUUCUUCGAGCUGUACGGUAUCUUCUUCGUGCUCCCACGCAAGAAGUCUCCCCCGCGACGCUUUUGUGGCUCCAGAACAGUGAGGUGAUGCUUACACCCAAAAGUCAUCUCCCCAAUCUCAAUAGUAUAUAUGAUUCUUUUGAAGAGGAAACAGAGCACCUUACGCCAUUUGAACGCGACUUUGGAUCUGCGAUCUUGUCCGUGGGCUAUGAUAAUGGCUGCGUCUAUGUUCACACCGUUGACAGCCUCACCAAACGGAGCAACGUCGCUGGGGCGUACGCGCUUGUGUGCGCCACCUGCGAGCCGAGAAACUGUUUCCAACAGUGCACAAAAUCCAGCAUUGCAUUUAAUGAGAGUGGUGCAGUCUUUCUCUUGACGAAUCGCAUGGUGGCUGCUGGUCUUGCCGUCGUGGUGUAUAGUGCGGCAUUGGAGAUACGACAGAAGGUGAAGCUUACAGAUGUGCCACAAUGGCCUUUGAGCGCUCGACACAUGGCGCUUGCCUCGGGCCCAGGGGAUCAAAUCCUGCUUGUUUAUGAGGUGCCUGCUGCGCCUACUCCUCCGGCUGCAGCUUCAGCUCCUGCCCCUGCUGCUACAGCUGGUACUAUAACUGGUACUACCGGUGCUGACGCCAGUAGUGCAACUCCUUCGGGAGUCGAAAUGCAAGUGUUCAGCGGAAGCAGCUUUCCCGAAGUGCAGUGGCGCACGACUCUGCAAAUGGCACCCUUCAACCGCACCCUCGGCUAUUGCCUGACACUGCGGAAAGGAAGUGUUGUUGACCUUGGCUCCCCCGAAACAUGUCUGGCCACCGUUGGUGGGCACGUGACAGUGGAACUUUGGAUCAAAAUACUUGAGAAAGAUGAUGCCUCCGUCUUUUACCAGCACGGUGACCGCAGUACAAGUGGGGAGGUGUUUCUGGAGACAGCACGGUUGGAAGGGGCCUGGCGCAUACGCGGUGGGUAUCGCCACGACUCUCGCGGCAUGUGUGUCGUCACGGCGCCCGUCAGUCUGGCAUCUGAGUCACGGUUUCUGCACGUGGCCUUGGUGUUUGACGGGAAUUGGCGUCUGUACUUUGAUAAUGAAGAGGUGUCACGCACCAAACAGGGACCGCAGGUCUCAUUAGAGAAUCCUCGACAGAGGUGGACAGCCGGUAACGACUGUGUGUGCCAGCUGGCUGCUUUGCGUGUGUGGAAGGGUGGCCGAUCCUUUCGUGAGAUUGUCCGCGACUCGCGUCGUUUGUUAGCGGGUGACGAGCCGGGCCUCCUCUGUCAGUACCUCUUCAAUGAACAGAACGGGAAUAUUGUCUACAACCACGUUCGAACCGGUCCAGCACUUAACCGACAUGCGAUUGUGCGAGGACAUUUUACCCGUGUGGGAUGCUUUGAUCACCCACUGUUCGCGUCGUUGCGCAGCAAUGUUUCAGUGGCUGCCGAACCCGCAUCAAACACGACGGCGACUGAGCUCCCUCAACUUGAGAAUACACAUGUGUUUUUCGAUGGCGUACAUCUUGGGAUGAUGGAGCAGAAGAAACGGGCCCUUCCUGGCUUCCCCGAGAUGAAGCAUGCUCACCAGGUGGUCUUUUUCAAUGCCAAAACUGGUUUGAGCCUAAAUAGUAGUUUUGUGUUGCGGCAAAAAAGCAAAAUGGGUUUUCUUGGUUGUGAUCAUAAGGGGAGGUACUGGGAGCUGUUCCAUGCAGGAGCUCAUAUCAACACCCUUGGAGAACAACAACAACAGCAACAAGAGAUUGUGGCUGUAGGCACGAUGUCUGGCCCCUCUGUUCUUUUCCAGGAGAGGAGCGCCGCCGCAUGGCGUUACGGCUCGGAUUCUCUUUCGCAAUCAAUGAGAGGGGUGUCAACCGGAAAUAAUGGUGGUGGCGGCAACAGUGUUGCUACUGCUGCUGUUACUCUUUCAUCGUGUAGCCCACAGCAAAGUGAAGAAGUGCGCUAUGAAGAAAAACGUAUUAAUAUUCACGGGCCGAUAUUAACCUUCGGCUCAUUGGCGCUGUGGUUGCUCAAUAUUUUGUCCUCUUUUGCAGAGACGAGUGACACCGUAUCAGACCACCAGCUUUUCAGUCCUCUCCUGGAUGAUGUGAGUGUUCGGUGUGUGCAGGAGACUCAGCACCUCCUUCGCGAACACUGCCGCGCCGUGAGGGCGUUGAACUCGCGGCGUUCCGCCAACUUGAAGGACAACACAUCAUCCGCAGUGAUUGCUACCGCACUGCGCAUCUUGGUUCGCGUGAUUCGGCGGGUGCGGGAUUUUAAGCUGCAUCCUGACACAAUUAUGCUCUCUGAGGUCAGUGGGGGUGAUGACCUGCGUGACGUGCUACACGAGUUGAGCAUAAUCCAGCGCAGGCGCAGCGCAGGCCGUCAGGAGAGCGAUCGAGCAACAUUACAAACCACAAUUGCAAACCCCCGUAAGGGUGGGCUAAUGGAUGGGGCACCACUUGACGCAACGCAGCGAAGACCCAGCUUACUUGGCGUUCUGGCCGAUAUCAUCAACGAGGCAGGCUUCAAUUUACCAGCAGAGUUGGCGGUUCUUGCCCGCGUUAUCAUUCAAGAGGGUGUGACGCUCUUUUUCCCGAGCGCUACGGUGCGAGCUAAACUGCUGCGUGAAAUAUUGGGCCGUGAUCAGCAGAGCAUGCCCCGCUCCCCAGCACUGAACGUGUUGCUCGACGCUAUUGUGAAGAGCUUCACCGAAAUUACCUCCGCUGCUGCUUUAGUGCGGGCAGCCGAUACCACCAGGAAGGAUAAGAGGAGUGCCAUUGACAUUAACAGCAAGAAGAAGAACGAAUUCAGUGGUGGGGAAAUGGAUACAAAGACGACAGACGAGAAACUUCUUGUGAUUAAGACGACCCUCUCUACGCUAAUGACAGAGUCUGCCCGUCAGAUGACUAGCCAAGUGCCAAACGAGCCGCGGCAUCAUCAGCUGGGCCUUCUCGCCGCCAUGGCAGAGGCCAUUGGGACGUUACAAUUGUUGCUCUUUAGUCAGUGUGGCGGCAUCGGCACAGCGGAGACGAACGGUACAGGGAUGCAACGCGGCUUCGGAAAUGUUUUCUCUAUUCCCCAGCCACCAAGCCUUGAUCUUGUCCUCAAGGAAUAUUACAGGGAACUGUUCGACACGGCGGAGAUGACAUUCAAAACGCUGGCACAACGAUUACCAGUAUCACCUCAGCACUCCGCGGCGCCGGCGGCGAUGGCGAUGAUGUUCGACAUCGUGGGAGUAUCCUUUCUGGGGUCUCCACUGCAUGCGGCUGUGACGGCGCUACCACUGAUGGUCACGCAGGAGGAGUCGGACUGGUUUCUUGAGAAGCUUAACUCUCUCCGCUCAAACUACAACGCACUCUUGCAGCUCAUUCGUGUAAAUUACCCGGUGAAACUUGAGAUGGCCGACCGCUGGCCUCUUCCUGUUCUUGAUACCGCGCUUUUGCUCGCUUCAUCCUGGGUGGCAUCUUUUAUGUGCCUGGGACAGUUGACCUCGAUGCCGUCAGGGACAAAUGUAUCUUCUUUUCCCACGCCUGAAGAUGCAAACGACAUUCUUGCGGGGAUGUGCGAUCAUCCUCUUUUGUCGGCGGGUCUUGGGGCGGCGAAGACAACUGGUAAAGCUGGUACUAUCAUCACUUGGAAGUUGCUCCAGAAGCGGGUAGCUUGGGAAACACUUGCAGGGAAGGAUGAUCCACUUGCGUCAAAGACUCCAGCUGAAGUGUCUUCCGUUAUUUCGUUGGCUGCGGUCGCUGCUGUUCACCUGAGUGGUGCACAACUCGAUCGACUGACAGAAAAUGAACGUGUUCAUCUGCUUGCUCGAACCCUACUACGUUUGAGGAGCGCGCGGAAUGAGCUACUGAAUCGCCGUUCUACUAGUCCUAAUGAGUUUUCUCGCAACUUGUCUGAUGUGCAAGAGCGCUGCCAGUUGCUGCUGCAGAUGAAAAGGGUCGUGGAGGUGGAGAGCACACAGAUACCAUCGCUCUUUCUAGCUCACUCUUACGUGGAUAAGGUGCUGCGAGGGGGGAAACUCAAGGGUAUGCGGUGGAGACGGGCGUUUUACAUUCUGCGGGCGAAACGUCUGUACAAUGCGGCGCAUCUGCAUGGGUGGUGGCCUCUUAAUGUUGAUGCUGCCGUGGAACUCGUGGAGCGCAUCAUCCUCUCUUCAGAAGUAACGGCUCCAACUCUUAAGGCUGCUAUUGAGGCGCGUGAGUUGGAGGCACUCCGCCGCCUUGCUGGGCUGCAGCACAUGCUCCGUCUGUUUAAGUGUGACCCUCUCUCUGCAUCUAAAGUUGCCUCGCUACUUUUCAAUGGUGCCGUUGGCUCUAGGCUGCAUUUUGAGACCGGCAUCUCCGGCUGCUCCGACGCCACGAGGUGCGCUGUGCGCCAUACAAUGUACGACAUCCUCCGCCACUUGUGCGACAUUACCGUAUCAUUGAUAAAGAUGAGUGGUGGUCUAAACAAAGUGGACGGAGGUGCUGAGAAGACAUUGGGCGGAACCGCAUUUCACUCCGCGACCUUCAGUGAGGUUCUCAACAGGAACUGGCUCCCGAGUGACUUUUGCUACUUCAACCAUCUGAGGGUGGCAGAAGUCGUGUUCAGAGCGUUUUGCAGCAUCUUCGAUUCUGCCAACCCGGAGACGCUUCGCCACGAGCGGGCGACAGAGCGUACGCACCGUUACGACGCGAAGGGCGCACGGAAGCAGGCGUCGGUGAGCAACGCGCAAGGCCCAACCGAUGAUGAAGCCAGUGAGGUAAGCUUCCAGCGGACUCCGUACGAGACGGCGCUCAUGGAGUCUCUCAAGACACUUAAAUCGUUAGGUCUGCAGUGUGCGGUGGUGUUGGGCAAUGCGGAUGUUUCACCCAGCGAGCGGCGUGGUUGCAUUCUCUUUCUCGACCAGCUCUUCGAGGUGAUUGAGGCGGAGCUGCACGGGUGCGCCAAGUGUGCGACGCAAAUGUGUUCCCCCACGAGUGAUCGCGUGCUGGAACAGGUAAGCCUGCUUUGCACACUUUCCAGCACUGUCGCGCGUGCGCUGCCUGAUCGAUUCCUGUGCAACGACGAGAUGUGCUCCAGUGCAGCGCGGCUGGCAUUCCGCCUGUGCGUCAUGGCAAAGGUGCUGUCAACGACAACACCGACAAACGCUGUUGUGCCAAAUUUGGCGGAUGCGUGCCUCUAUUCGAGUGCAUUACUUCUACGCCACUGUCAACCGGCUCUUGCAGAUACCCUCUUCAGGGCGGAGGAAACGAUGGAGGUGACACGGCAGGGGAUUCGCAUAUCAACUGAAAAGAGUGCAACACUUGGGUUCUUCUUUGCCUUUGCCCUUCGCUGCGUAUCUACUGGUUGCAUACUUAAUGAAAUGGGACUACGCAACAUUGAUGCGCUGCAUACGCUUGUGUGCGAGUGGCCUUGGGAUGAUUCCUUCUCUGCUCUACAUGAGGCCUUCAGGCAAGACCUUGCUAUGGAGGAAGAUGAGAGUGAGGGGGUGGCGCGGAUUAACGCUUUACGACUGCUCGUGUGGACGUACACGCUUGGUGGAGAGCCGACACGCUUGCUGGGUUUUGGUAGAAAGGUGCGCAUGAGCGUCGAUGAUGCGCUGACGACAACUGAGCCGGCGUACAUCGUAGAGUCUCACCCACAGUCAAAUAUGGUGACCGUUCUGCCGGCUUCUUCGGUUAUGCUGUUGGAUGAACGCGAGGUUUUGCUUGACAGCAUCAUUAACGUAUCACAGGAGGAGGUUACGCUGCCGCGGGCAGACGUUCUUUUUCGUUUUUUGCUGCCAGCGUUGGAGCAUUUUUUCGCUCCAGCGAAGCAGCGUCUGUCGCCACUCAUUUGGGCUGUUGUAGCGGCACUCCUGCGUAUCACAUUGGCUGUGCUGAGAAACGACCCUGCAGCUAGCCAGGUACUGCUCGAAGAGGACAUCAUUAGUCACGUGGAUAAUUUUGCGUUUCGCAUUGCGGCAAAGUUUCCAUUGCCGCUGUCGUAUCUGUAUGAGGUGUGCCCAACAGUGGUGCAGCAGUUGUUGUUGUGUCCGAGGCGUAUUCCAUUCGAUGCAGUUGUUCCCUCGUCAUCGCCUGGGAGUGUGCAGAACUCGCCCUCCAGCGUGACGUACAGCCAGCCCCCGCCAAACCCAGAGCUGCAUCACCUCUUGCCAUUGGGUGGUACCACACCUAUGCCCUCAACAAUUUGUGGCACUGUUGCUGCUGUGAACAACUCACUGGUAACGCGACUGGAGACCGACAGCAACAACAAUAAUAAUAACAGCAAUGUGUUGCCUUCCAUUGUUCGUCUCCCGCAGGCGCACUCCUCACUGUGUCUCACACCAUCUGUCCUUUGCUUCAGCGUGACAAAGGAUACUCCAGGCGGGACACUUACGGUGAAGUCCAGCUGCAAAAAGAGUUGUGUCCCCUUGUGGACCGACGGUGUGACGCUUGAGGCGAGCGUUCUGUUGUACGACCGCCUCUUCCCAGAGCUCGGUGAGGACUUCGUUAUUCCCUUUACAUGGCAACGGCCAGAUAUUCAUUUUACGUUAUUCUCCCUGUAUGACAAGGCGAGCACAGAUGUUGCCCCUUUUAUGCGUGUUUUGUUGAGAGAGGGCAACGUUGACUGUGUGAUGGGUCAUGGAAAAGGGGCAACAACGAUCGUUUCUACAAAAUUACUGCGCGAGGACUGGGACCACUGGAUUCACAUGGCGGUGGUUCUGGAGAGCAAGACUGUAACACUGUACAAGGACGGUGCCGGUACAACGGCAAUUUUACCCAAGCAACUUGGAUUGCGCCUAGAGGCCCUGCUGCGUGAGGGCGGUGCUGACCGACUUGUUAUUGGCCUCGAGACUCGAGGUGGUGCAACUGACAGCAACAACAACACUAACAACAACGAUGAGAGCACCAUCAGCAGCAGUAGCAGUAGCAGAAGUAACAGCAACAUUGUUAUUGGAAACAGUGGGAGUCUCAGCAGUAGUGGAAACGUUACAGAGGGGCUGAUUGUGGCGCUGGAUAGUGUUCGGCUCUGGGGGUGUGCCCGUACACUGAAAGCACAGCGAACAGCCGCCGACUUUGUGGCACGUGAGCAAACAUUACCAGCAGCAAAUGUUGCUGAUGGGAGCACCUUCACUUUCCGCUUCUCGGAGGCCACGGGUAGCCAAACACUCUCAGAGAACAAGGAGUGUAUCGGUACACUGCACGGUAGCGUACGCUGGGCCCCCUUUCCCGUAUUUUCUGGGACGGUGAAUUUAGAUAAGGCACCACGAACCGAUUCUACAAAUCAUUUCGAUCUUCCAUUGUUUAUUCCACGGCGAGAGUUUGAUGCUUUCUUCACCGCCUUUGAGCGCGCGCAGAUGAUGCGAGUUGGAGGAGAAUACUUGAAGAGUCUCAGCGCGCACCUCAGCCGGAAAUGUAUUGUGGCCGCCAUUCGUCAGGCGGUAUCGCCGGCUUACCGUGUCCUGGUGCUUGAAGAACGACGAAAGAAAAGCAGCGCUAUCGCAGGUCGUAGUAAAAGUGCUUCCUCACCACCACCACCACCACCACCAUCGUCAUCAGCAGCUGUUGUGGUGGAUCCACGCCACAUCAUUUCGAGUACGGACCUCGUACGUCACCUUGUUAAUGUGUUGCGGUAUAGCGAUACCGGGGCCAUUGAGGAAGAAACGAUGAAAGCGGUCUCGGAUUUCGUCAAAUUGUGGUUCCGCACCAUUGUGCCUGAGAAGCAGCUAGCAAGUGGUUUUCGGGAAGCCGCAUUUGCCAUUAGUGAGGCUCUGCAUGACGAGGUGGAGUCAUUCUGUGUGGAGCUCCCGCUGCUGUCGCAUGUGACGACGGAUGUUCAGCUAGUGCCUAUUGCAACACUCAAUGGGCCAGGAGGCAGCAUCUCUUUUGACGCGAGCAGUCGGUCCAUUGAACACAUGACAUUGCUGCGUGACCGGAAGCAGAAGGUACUUCUCGCUAAGUACCCCGAUGCACAAGGUGGUUGGCCUGAGUUGGAAAUACCGAACGAUACCCUUUGGAUUUACGCGAGGCCAGUUGUCAGUACACGGUCUGUCGCCCCUUCCAUUACAGUGUCGGCUAGGUCCUUGAAGCCGCUUGUUGUGUGUGGCAUAUUUGGUGCACUGCGUGACGUCUUAAUGACGCACCCGAGGUACCACUGCGGACUGGCCUUCUUUCUAAAUACACCGUUUGUAUCUCUGCUGACGGUGCGCGCUGGGACUACCAAGGGCGCGGCAGUGCCAGCAUGUCGACUCUUGACAGCCCUUUUUGAACUAUGGCGGCAAGUGCCUCAUUUUGCCCCGCAUGACCAGAGCCCACUGAAAAUUAUGCUGGCACAUCUCAAUGUGCCGCUGAUGUCUAUCUUGCAUCGUGGGCAAAUAUCGCCGAGCAGCCCCCCACUCCUGUCUCCUGCUUUUGGACACUAUAAUCCAAUUGUUCAAAGUUCUUUUGAGGUGCUCGUUGCGGCUAUCCGACUUGAAGCGGCAUGGAAAAAUGUUGUCCACGAGCAUUGCACACGAAUUCGCUGGAGGCGGCUCUAUUCGUUAUGGGAACGUUCUAUCGGUUACGGCACUCCCUCUGUACCGCCUACUUCUGUUCCUUCUGUUACUGCUUCUGCUGGUAAAAUCCAAGAAGCGGCUGUACUAGAGCGGGGCUAUGUGCGGCUCAUGCCGCUACCUUCCUCUGGCUCCCCAGUGCAGCACCGGCCCAGGGCAACUAUAUUUCAGCGGGGUAAUGGUGCCUGGUAUGCUUCAUGUGACCGGGGUUCCUUGUCAGCGCGCAGCAGUGUUGGUUUUAAGAGAGGACGCUUUUACUUUGAGGUUCGCAUUCCCGCGAAGGGCGAAGCCAUCUCUGUCGGUGUGGUUACAGAGCGUGCACAGCAACACUCUGUUCUGGCCCCCCGGGGCCUGGGUCAUGAUGGUGAUUCAUGGGGAUUUGAAAGUGCUCAAAUGUGUCGCUUCUACCACGGUUUUCGACAUGAGUUCGCUGUGCGGACGAAGUGGAAGGGACUCGAUGUCAUCGGCAUCUUGUUAGAUCUCGAGGCAGAAACCCUUGCGUGUGUCCACGAGGACCGACAGGUGAGUCUUUUUGACAAUAUAAAGACGAACCGUGGAAGUGGGGGGCCCACAUCUUUUUUUCCUGCUGUGUCAUUUGGCACUGGUGGGGUAGAUGUGAACUUUGGUGCAGCACCAUUUGCGUGCAGUUUGCCUGUUGGUUUUUUACCUGUCGACCCUUCGAAUUACAUGACGUCACCAACAUCAAAGCUAUGGACACUACUAGCAGCUGUCAGCGUCGGGGAAGCCAUUGCUGACAACAACACUAGAAGCAACAACAACAACAACAGCACUAACAACAUUCAUAACGGCGACAUUGUCAUGCCACCCAACAAAGAGGUGAAGCAUUUACCUAUUUUAUUUGAGAAGGCUGAUGCCGCCGCAAUGAUAUACCAAACGGGACGAAGCGGCCCGUUCACUGCCAGUCUUCUUCCUUGCGACAGCAAGACUAAGAUGGCGGCAUUGCAUGGAAGUGAGGUUCGCGCUGAGGAUGAUCCGUGCUUUGUGCGGGGGAGUGUGUGUGUCCGUUCGGGUCGCUGGUACUACGAGGUGAUCCUCCGCGGGGAUGCGCUGGUGAGCAUUGGUUGGGCCACUUCCACCGCAACCGCUGACUGGUCGCGCUCCAAAGCGUUGGGCGACGAUGUUGAUUCUUGGGUUCUCGAGGGGAGUCGAACAACGGCGCGGCACAACAAACACCAGCGCAGCGUGGGAGGACAGCUCUGGAAGCAUGGGGAUGUGGUGGGGUGUAUGGUGGACUGUGACGCCUGUACCAUUGCGUACAGCGUAAACGGUGUUCCACUGCGGGAGGUGCAUGACACAAACAGUGAUGGCAUCCUAUUUACCUCUGUUAACUGUGCGAAUGGGCUCAUGCCUGUGGUUGGUGUGGACCCAAAGAGUGCCGCAGCUGUUUGCUUUGCUGACGACGAGCUCUCAUUUCACCCCCGUGGUUAUCGUGCCCUUAGCACUUCGAGCCCAAUCCGAACAGCAUUGGAGUUCCACUACUGUACGUGCGAUCUAGAGAAGAGGGACAGACGAAAAAGUGGUGGUGGCCGUGGAAAUGUUAUUUGUGGCCCUUUGUUCUCUCCCUCAUUAGCGCGGCAUUUGCUGCUAUCGCUGACGGCUCUAACUGAGUUAAAUUUCCUGAAUGCAUCGGCGUACUGUCUGGAAGAUAUUUUGAACAGGAGCAGUAGUACGAUCCUUUAUGAACGGUUUCAAGGCCGUGAGAAUGCCAUGCUUCUUCUAGUGACCCUGCAGAACCUUACUGCGUUUGCGGAGUGUAUGAUCCCGUACGCCCACGCAGCAUUCCUUCCAGGUGAGUACGACACAUUUCUAUCUGGCCCAAUUUGUCGCUCGCUCCGUCACUGCCGUGACUUCAUGCUCCCAGUCGUGGCCCUUCGUCUACUUCAUGUUUUCAUCUCACACACGAACUCCUCGGGGGAUAACGUCAAAUUGACACUGAACCGGCGCAAGGCAUUGGCGCUUGUGAAGGAUAUGAAUGUUCCUCCUGCGGAACGUCUGCGUGGAAGCCUUUUUGGUCAGGUUUAUCAACUCCUACAUGAAAAGAAUGCGUCCCUUUUCCGCACAAGCAAGAAAUUGUGGUCGGUGAGUUUUGUGGGAGAGGGGGCCGAUGACAUUGGUGGACCGUACCGCGAGAGUAUUACACAGCUUUGCUCGGAGCUGAUGAGCCCGGGCCUCCCACUCUUUAUUCCGAGCCCCAACCAGAUCAAUGAGAUUGGGGAGUCUCGGGAAGUGUUUGUGGUUCGCCCGGUGAUAGAACCCCCUGUUCGUCUUACCAUGUAUCAUUUCUUUGGCCGACUUAUUGCUGGUUGUCUGCGCAGUGCAGAGCCGCUUCCAAUAUACCUCCCAAGUCGAGUUUGGAAGGCGUUGGUGAGGGUUUCAGUGGAUGUGGGCGACCUCGGUAUGGUUGACAAGGCGUCACUUCAAUCCUAUCAGUACAUUCGGCAAGUCGUGUCGUCAAGGAAAGGCACAGGCACAACUGACGAUGAAAUUGCUGAGCUCUGCCCAGGAGGUUUUUCAGUUGUGGAUGAUGCCGGAAAUGAACAGGAGCUCUUCCCUGGCGGCAAAAGGGUUUCGGUUGACCGCCACAAUGUAGACUUAUUUCUCGACAUGGCACUCAACUUCAAGUUAAAUACCAUGGGUCAUGCGCAGGUUAAGGCUGUGGCGGACGGCUUUCAUCAGGUCAUUCCGGCUUCUGCUGUUUCACUCUUGAAGUGGUACGAGCUCGAACAAGUGGUGUGCGGCCAGCCAGACUACGACGCGGACGCCCUACUCGAUUCCGCUCGCUACGAAGACUUGGACCCCAAUGAUACUAUUGUGCUCUAUCUCCGACAAGUGUUGCGGCAAUUUUCCCGUCACGAGCGUGCACUCUUUAUGCGUUUUGUGAGCGGCAGAGAACGGCUUCCCUCUGGGGUGCGGUUGAAGCUGAUGCCUGACACCCACGCACGACCACUGCGAGAUGAUAGCACCAACAAUAGUGGUGGUGGUAGUGGUAGUGGUAGUGGUAGUGGUGGUGGUGGUGGUGUGACUGACGUGUUUGACGAUAACAGGCUUCCCCAUGCCUCUACCUGCUUUUACUGGUUGUCCAUUCCACGAUACAGCUCGGUGGAGGUGAUGCGGAAAAAACUCCUGUUCGCCAUUCAGCAGUGCCUCGAUAUUGACGCUGACUUCGUUGUUCAUGAAAAUGAUAUCCCGGAGGACGAGGUGGAACCCACGCUUGCAGUCAAUGUGGACGAAGAUGAGGAGGAGUUUGAAGACUUUUCCCACCUGCGCUAG